Messenger RNA from Hordeum vulgare subsp. vulgare (domesticated barley), 1335 nucleotides. Its product is annotated as transcription factor VIP1-like. The coding region runs from base 120 to 1088 and encodes 322 amino acids. Lineage: Eukaryota; Viridiplantae; Streptophyta; Magnoliopsida; Poales; Poaceae. Gene Ontology annotation, molecular function: DNA-binding transcription factor activity. The transcript has 4 exons. The record is from RefSeq and is a predicted model, not a curated record. Gene Ontology annotation, cellular component: nucleus. Gene Ontology annotation, biological process: regulation of DNA-templated transcription.
CCCGAGCUCAAACACACACACACACACACACACACACACACAGCGCAACGCCUCCCAGCUCGACUCCACGCGCCGCCGCCGCCGCCGCCGCCGCCGGCGUAGACCUCCCGUUGGCCGCCAUGGACCCGCGCUUCCAGCUUCCCACCCCGGUGCCGUCCUCCGGCGGCGCUGCCGUGCGAGGGCACCACCGGCGGGCCCAUUCGGAGACGUUUCUGCGCUUCCCCGACACCGACCUCUUCCUCGACCCCGAUGGAGACUUCUCCUUCUCCGACCUCGACUUCCCAUCCCUCUCCGAUGAUUCCCCGGCGCUCUCCGACCCAACCCCGCCUCCUCCGCCGCCGAUGGCGGCCAGCUCGUCCCAGGCACCGGUUCCCCGUCCACCAGGCGGGACCCACAACAGGAGCCUAUCCCUUGACGCCGCCUUCUUCGAGGGCCUCGCCUUGCAGGGGGGAGGAGGCGGACAUAAGAGGAGUGGCUCCAUGGAUGGGGUGAACUCGCCGUUCGAAGGCGAGUCGGCGCUGUCGGGCGGGCCACUGGAUUACGCCAAGAAGGCCAUGCCGGCCGAGAGGAUCGCCGAGCUAGCCCUCCUUGACCCCAAACGCGCAAAGAGAAUUUUGGCAAACCGGCAGUCGGCGGCGAGGUCGAAGGAGAGGAAGAUCAAGUAUACUGGUGAGCUAGAGAGGAAGGUCCAGACACUUCAGACCGAGGCCACUACGCUAUCAGCACAGCUUACACUUCUCCAGAGGGAUACUUCUGGUUUAACUACUGAGAAUAGAGAACUCAAACUUCGGUUGCAGUCCAUGGAGGAACAAGCUAAACUACGGGAUGCUCUGAACGACGCUCUGCGAGAAGAAGUCCAGCGACUUAAGAUAGCUGCAGGGCAAGCUCCAAACAUGAAUGGGAGUCAAUUCAAUGGCGGACUCCAGCAGAUUCCAUCCUAUUUGUCCCAGCAACAUCAGCAGCAGCAGAUGGCUUACUUAGGUGGGCACCAAGCUCAGCGUCAUCAUUCAAACCAUCACCAGAGCCCAGCGAAUGGAGGCCAGUCUCUGAGUGGUCUGUGCCUAGACGACUCCAUGGAUUUCAUUUGAGGAGGAAAACUACGGCCCUCCUAUUAAAUCAUACACCAACUGCAACUCAGCAUUGUACAGAUAGCUAAUGUACUAUCUAUGCAUAUGAAUCAUUGGUAGGGUAGCUAGCUGUUCUUUGUAUCAUUAAUCAGAAUUCAGAAAGCAUGCUCUUGUAUGACAUAAUCUCUUCUUUCCCUUCUUUGUCUGUUUCUGGAGAACAGUUAAUGAUACCGGAAACUCUUACAGAAAUGUGCUUUUCAGGUCAAAA